AUGAAGCGAACGGAAACCGAGGCGUUCAGUCAACUGGAAGAGCAGCGGGAUAGCAAAACAAACUCCAUUCCGCGCAUAAGUGUAGGAUCACAAUCAAGUGACGACGAAAAUGUCGACAAUAAUGCUGUCGACGUGUUGUCCAUUCCAACGAUGCAUCUGGAUCAAGAUGAAAAGGUGCUUCGUUGGGAUGCCGUAAGUGACAGCAAUACGGAAGACGAGACCGACGAUGCUGAAAUGCCGUCAAGUGGUAAAUCAUCACUGCAUCUCUGGAAUCAAGUUGCUCCGACCACUAAAGCUGAAACUAGCCAAGCUACCGUCAUGUACUCUAUCUCGUUCUACCCAUGGAAGAUGGAACCACAUUGCUAUUAUUCUCACCCGGAAGCUGCAGCAAAUUGGGUUCCCGAUACGGCAAGUACUCGUUGCCAGGUUUGUCACGCAACAUUUACCCUUACACGUCGACGACAUCACUGCAGAUUAUGUGGACAUCUUGUGUGCGCUAAUUGCUCGCACGAUCGAACAUAUUUACCAUUUGCUGGCUCAACACCAAGCCAACACCGACUCAUUAAGGAUGGCGCACCUCAGCGCACAUGUAGUGAAUGUGCAAAUACGUUACGAAAUAUGGCAGGACAAGACGAUCCACGUGUAAAGCGCUUCACAGUGGCUGUCUCAGCACGACGGCGUAAGCCCAUUGCGUCAGCGAUGUCAAAACCAUCACCACAGCCGGUAGUUGAGGUGGAGGUGGAACGUCCCUCUCCGUGGUUGAGACGUACUGACUUGGCUUUUACUGACAGCAAUAUCGAGGAUGAAGAUAUAUCCUCCAGGUCCACAAAAGCGUUGCAACCCAAUCAAUGUAUUCGUGAAAAUACACACCAUUUGCCGCAUCGUGUUUCAGUCACCCCGGCAGAAGAAUUGGAUGAAGUUUUGAGUGCAAGAACGUCUUCCCAAGUACACUCAAAGGUGGAUCCGCGCGGCAAUACUGGUAGCAGACAAUUCGUCAUCAGCUCGGCAUGGCUUAAGCAGUGGCUUCGGUAUGUCCGUGUGGAUCCAGCCAGUGUUGAAGCCGAUGCAUCAAAUCCAAAUUCUACGCGAUUAUCAUACCAGAGCUAUAGAAAUGGAGCGCACAAGAAAUCGACUACGAAGUACCGAAUAGCAAAACCUCCACGACCAGGACCAGUGGCCAAUUACAUACUUCUGGAUUUCGUGAAUGGUGAAUUGGUAUCCAAGCCUAAUCUCCAACGAAGCAGAGGAAGUCACGUUGGAGGAGAUUAUCGGAUUGUCAGCCAGGAAGUUUGGGUUGCCUUCUUGGACUUAUAUGGUGGUGGGCCAAGCAUUCAAGUCUCUCUCAGCACCGAUGCUGCUAGCAGAAAAGUGGCUUUGAACGACCACUCUCGACCGCCGACACGCCCACAGUGGCUCGUUUUGAAGAUGGAUAGUUCGUUGCCAGCUCUAGCAGUCUCUCCUACAAAGCGCUGUAACUCUGUCUCGAAAAAGACAGCAGCUAAGUUCAAACCAAUUCGUAACGCUUCCGCAAACUCAAGGCAAAGACCUCGCUUAGCUUCUCGAAAACGCUUGGUCUUGGCAUCUUCAAAACAUUUACUCGUAAAAAAGAGAGCGGCACGCUGCUCAGAGAGUUGCGGAUCCCCUCAGUCAAGGUCACACAGUCAGUGGAAACUGCGUGAAGAAGGAAACUUACAAACUCAAGCGGAGACGAUACGACGUAAGUGGACGUUGACUUCCGCAAAGAGCAAGCCAAAGUGCACCGUCGUCGAUGGUACUCAAAAUUCGACAGGAGAGACGAGCUCCACGUUAGCUGCUGUUGCGGCAUUCGCCAAUGCUGCCACGCUGGCUCGUCAACGGUCAGCUAAGUCUCUCUUGUAUCAUUCUGCUCGAACGAAUGGUCUGAUGCCGGAAGCUGAGUAA
Messenger RNA from Peronospora belbahrii, 1920 nucleotides. NCBI's taxonomy places the organism in Eukaryota, Oomycota, Peronosporomycetes, Peronosporales, Peronosporaceae. The record is from the annotation of a GenBank genome assembly.